AAUCAGAGUGAAAUGAUUGCUACUGAUCGGUCUCCGAGAAGUGAAGUUAGGCGACGACACGCUGCUGAAUUAAAUGUUGCAUCACCAGAAUUGUAGUCUUUUUUUUCUCUCUGGUCUUUGAUAACUCUUUCCGUAAUCUCCAUUUGUAGUAAUUUUCCGCCUGGCAGGUCCUCCCACGCUCACGCGCAGGACACUGUCUGGAUACUGAAGGAAAUAUGAAGACACAGUUUGCGAUCGUGGUGCAUCUGCUCGUGAUUUUCUACGCGAGAAUGAUGCUGACGCAUGAGGACCGCAGCGCCCAUAAAUCCAGGAGGCGAGACAAGUGGGAGAAGGCCCUCCGGUCAGCCUCCAGUCUGGAGGAGCUGCUGAAGCUCACAGACUUCCACGACACGAAGCUGUGGAAGCCUCGCCUGAGGCUGAAGCACGCGGAGCCGCCCCCCAGCCGCGAGCCGCACCGCUCGCCCCCUCUCGUCUCCCACCGCUCCACCCGCUACGCUGCUGCCCCCUACAGCACGGAGGUCACCCAGCAGAUCACCCAGGAGAUUCUCCAAGCCAUUGACGAGGAGUGGCAGAAGACCCAGUGCAUGCCCAGGGAGACUUGCGUGGAUGUGGCCAAGGAGCUGGGCACCAACCCGGGCAUGUUCUUCAAGCCGCCCUGCGUCUCAGUCUUCAGGUGCAGCGGCUGCUGCCACAGCGAGGCUGUCACCUGCCGAAACACAAGUACAACCUAUGUCAAUAAAACACUCUUUUCUGUGAUUCCUUUUAAAUACAAGCCAGAGCCAGUGCUGAUAAGAGUAGCCAAUCACACAGAGUGUGAGUGCAUGGAACCGGCUCUGAUUCGACGCCAUACCCCCCAGCACAGAAGUGGGUGUUUCCCAGCACAGUGGCCCUCACAUUCAGAGGCCACACACAGCCUGUGCUCUAGUGGGCUGAUCUGGGACUGUGCUGCGGACCAGUGUGUCCCGUACCCUUCCAGGAAUCAGGGUGAGUUACACAGACCCCUCUUUCGGUGUCACUUAAACUCCAGCAUCUGUGCCACGGACGGCAAACGUGUCGACCAAGCCUCCUGCAGCUGUGAGUGAAAGCACCUUCACCGACACAGACAUUUUGCAAGACUAAUUGUUGGACUUGGAAGAAAUGCUCUUAAUUUAUUUAUACUUAUUUAUAAUUACUUUACAUAUUAU
This is a messenger RNA of Anguilla anguilla (European eel), 1184 nucleotides long. RefSeq names its product vascular endothelial growth factor D-like. Bases 216 to 1082 code for a protein of 288 amino acids. Gene Ontology annotation, cellular component: membrane. Gene Ontology annotation, biological process: response to hypoxia; positive regulation of protein phosphorylation; vascular endothelial growth factor signaling pathway. The record is from RefSeq and is a predicted model, not a curated record. The transcript has 8 exons. Gene Ontology annotation, molecular function: growth factor activity; vascular endothelial growth factor receptor 3 binding; chemoattractant activity. Lineage: Eukaryota; Metazoa; Chordata; Actinopteri; Anguilliformes; Anguillidae.